AGUAAUAAUAAGAUAAAAGGAAAAAAAAAUAAAAUCUGCGGCGUCUUGUUCAUGUUAACCUACUCCAUUCAAUCGAAUCGGGCUACAACAUACAGUAUAAUCGUCUUCUGCUCUCAUUCUACCUCGCGGGUAUCAAUUUCUUGCAACAGGUAGACCCAGUUCGCAACUUUCUCUUGAUGGGCUUUUUAUCAAACAGAGGAAACGGCUUUUGAAGAUUAUCCUUGUUAUGGUUGCAGGGGCACAUGUUGUCUUCUGCUGCGUUCUUGGUUGGAAUGUUGCAAUAAGGUGUAGAUUAUACACAUUGAGAUUUCUGUCGUAUUUCGAAGACUGGCGGACUUGCAAGAAAUACUGGGUUGAGGCACAAAGAAGGACGAUAUGGCUAGUCACGCAGUGUCGUGUGCGGAGAGGGCGACGAGUGACCUGUUGAUCAGCCCCGAUUGGGCUAUCAACAUGGAACUAUGCGACAUCAUUAGCAUGGAUCCUGGGCAAACGAAGGACGUGAUGCAAGUACUCAAGAAGCAGCUGGGUAGUAGAAAUCCAGAAGUUCAGCUGUUGGCGCUUGUUGUGUUGGAGACUCUGAGCAAAAACUGUGGAGACAGUGUUUUUCAGCAGAUGAUCGCUUGUGAUGUCUUGAAUGAAACGGUCAAAGUAGUAAAGAAAAAGCCAGAUUUGCGUGUACGUGAAAAGAUAUUGACAUUGAUAGAUGUGUGGCAAGAAGCUUGUGGGGGACUAGGAGGAAAGUAUCCUCAGUAUUUUGCUGCAUAUAAUGAUUUAAGGGCUUCUGGGGUUGAUUUUCCACCACGAGAGGAGAAUUCUGUGUCGUUCUUCACUUCUCCUCCGACCCAACCAACAGUUUCCCAUUCUUCAACAUUUCAGAAUCCUACUUCUCUUCAAGCUCGUCUUGAUUCUGAUGCUUCUGGCCUCAGCAUGACGGAAUUGCAGAAUGCAAGUGGAAUAGCAGAUGUCUUAUUGGAAAUGCUUCGUGCCCUUGAUCCCAAGACUCCUGAGGGUUUGAAGCAAGAAUUGAUCGUUGACCUUGUUAACCAGUGCAAAUCUUACCAAUCCCGCAUCAUGGAUCUCGUGAACAACACUGUAGAUGAGCCACUCCUGUGUCAGGGGCUCACAUUAAACGAUAAUCUUCAACGGGCAAUUAGCUUGCAUGAUGACAUUGCAAAAGGGACUUAUUCUGAGGAACCUGCUAAGACUCCUGCAAAUCCUCUUGUCAAUAUACAUCGUGAAAAUGAUGAUGAGGAUGAGGACGAUGACUUUGCCCAGCUAACUCGCAGAUCAACAAGAGACAAUGGACAGAAGCAACCUGUGACUGCUGCAAAAGCAGAGCCCCCAAGAAUGGUCAGACCGUUUCUGCCACCUCCGCCACCGUCGAAGAACCCAAUUAUUAAACACACUGACAUGAUCGACUAUCUCAGUGGCGAUUCUUAUAAACUCGAAGGAUCUUCAGGUCCUAACCUUUCAUCCAGCACGACCUUCUCUCCAUCCUCAAAUCCUGCUCCUCCUUCCUCCAAAAACUCUGAGCUGCCGGGGGACCUCAUGGACCCACCCGUGUUCGAUGAACCCAGUGCCGUAGAUAAUAACCCGAGAGAAGAAUUACUUGGGCAGCAAGUAGCUUCUUCUGCGGGAAACCAUCCUCAUCUGAAUGUCCAGUCGGGGUCGACUUCCUCGUAUGACAGCUUGUUGGACCAGACUCAAAAUCUGUCCCUUAAGCCAUCGGUUCCUGCUAAACAAGAGAAGCUUGAAGAAAAUGCACUCUUUGGAGAUCUUUUGGAUAUUACAAAAGUGAAAUUGAAACCCGAUAGGAAGUGAGUAUUCAGAUCCACUGUGUAGAUCCAUGUAUGGAUGACCGUUCGGAAUUCGUGUUCGUUUGUCCAGGCAGGUUGUCAACUGUUUCUUGUUGUGUAACUUUCUUUGUGACGUUCGAUAAACCUUUGGUCAUGGUUGGUUUGUUCAUGCGAUUGCAUUGAGAUGAACUGCUGUGUAUGAUUUUCUGCAUCAUAAUGAUAAGUCACACUUGCAUUCAAACAA
Punica granatum (pomegranate) is the source of this 2040-nucleotide messenger RNA. Lineage: Eukaryota; Viridiplantae; Streptophyta; Magnoliopsida; Myrtales; Lythraceae. The record is from RefSeq and is a predicted model, not a curated record.